ACGCGCUUGCUUCCUCCCAACACCGUCCUCCUCCGCUAGCCCAUCACCGCUGUCGGCGGCGCUCAGCCAUGAGCCUCUGUCGACUCCGGUCGUCUGCCCUCGCUGGCAUUGGUCGACAAUGGACGCGCACAUUCCACACCACGCGUGCAGCCCGCGCUAUCGUGCCCACCAAGCCCGUCCGCGCGGUCGCAGCACCCGCGGUCGGUAACUACACUCCCGAGGACGGCGACGGACACGUACUCAACUCACCCUCCGAGCUCGCGCGCAAGAUAUCCGCGAAGGUCCUGCCCAAGCUCCCGCGCCCGGACGUGAAGAAGGUGCUCGUCGUCGGCUCUGGCGGUCUCAGUAUCGGCCAGGCGGGCGAGUUCGACUACUCGGGGUCCCAGGCGCUCAAGGCGCUCAGCGAGGAGGGCAUCGAGGCUAUCCUCAUCAACCCGAACAUUGCGACAUGGCAGACCUCGCACCAGUUGGCUUCCCAGGUUUACUUCCUCCCCAUCACUGCGGACUACGUCGCAUACGUGCUGGAGAAGGAGCGUCCGGACGGUAUCCUGCUCACCUUCGGUGGACAGAGCGCGCUCAACGUCGGCAUUGCGCUCGAUCAUAUGGGUGUCCUCGAACGGCUCGGUGUUCAGGUUCUCGGUACUCCCAUUCGGACACUGGAGGUUUCGGAGGAUCGCGACCUCUUCGUGCAGGCUUUGAAGGAAAUUGACAUCCCGGUCGCCCAGUCUACGGCUGUCUCGUCGGUCAACGCUGCCCUGCAGGCCGCGGAGACCAUCGGCUACCCCGUCAUCCUUCGCUCGGCAUUCACUCUCGGUGGUCUCGGCUCUGGCUUCGCGGAAAACCCGGACGAACUGCGCGAUCUCUCGGCCAAGUCGCUCUCGCUAUCCCCUCAGGUGCUCAUUGAGCGCAGCAUGAAGGGGUGGAAGGAGCUCGAGUACGAGGUCGUUCGCGACGGUGCGGAUAACACGAUCAUCUGCUGCAACAUGGAGAAUUUCGACCCCCUCGGCACGCACACGGGUGACUCUAUCGUAGUUGCUCCGUCGCAGACAUUACCGGACGAUGAGUACCAUAUGCUCCGGAGCGCGGCGAUCAAGACCAUUCGUCAUCUCGGUGUCGUCGGCGAGUGCAACAUCCAGUACGCGCUGCACCCCUCGUCCAAGGAAUACUGCGUCAUUGAGGUCAAUGCUCGUUUGAGUCGCUCCAGCGCUCUCGCGUCCAAAGCUACCGGUUACCCCCUCGCCUACACCGCCGCGAAGAUCGCCCUCGGGCACACCCUCCCCGAGCUCCCCAACGCGGUCACCAAGACCACCACGGCCUGCUUCGAGCCCUCCCUCGACUACAUCGUCACCAAGAUCCCGAAGUGGGACCUGGCGAAGUUCUCUACCCAGGUCGAUCGCCACGUCGGCUCGGCGAUGAAGUCCGUCGGCGAGGUCAUGGCCAUCGGGCGCACGUUCGAGGAGUCGCUGCAGAAGGCCAUCCGCCAGGUCGACCCGCGGUGGAAGGGCUUCGAGGCGUACAUUGAGCCGGAGGAUUUGGACGAUGUCUUGAGCCGCCCGACGGAUAUGAGGUUAUUCGCGGUGGCGUAUGCGAUGUACAACAAGGGCUACUCGGUCGACAAGGUUCAUGAUCUUACGAAGAUUGACAAGUGGUACCUCUACAAGAUCGACAACAUCGUCCAGACGCACCGCCAGCUCAAGGCUCUCGGCUCCGUCGAGAAGAUCGACGAGGAACUCAUGAAGCACGCCAAGAAGAUGGGCUUCUCCGACUCUCAGAUCGCCGACCUCGUCAACUCGACCGAGGACGUCGUCCGCGCGCACCGCAAGUCGCUCUCCGUCACACCCUUCGUCAAGCGCAUCGACACGCUCGCGGCCGAGUUCCCCGCGCACACGAACUACCUGUACACGACGUACAACGCGCAGACGCACGACGUCGAGUUUGACGAGCACGGCACGAUGGUUCUGGGCAGCGGCGUGUACCGCAUUGGCUCGAGUGUCGAGUUCGACUGGUGUGCGGUGACGUGUGCGCGGCGGUUGAGGGAUAUGGGCAACAAGACGAUCAUGAUCAACUACAACCCGGAGACGGUGUCGACGGACUUUGAUGAGGCGGAUCGGCUGUACUUCGAGGAGCUCGGCUUUGAGAGGGUCAUGGAUAUCUACGAGCUGGAGCAGGCGCAGGGCGCGGUGGUCAGCGUGGGCGGCCAACUCCCGCAGAACAUCGCCCUGCGCUUGAAGCAGAACAAUGUCAACGUCCUCGGCACGGAUCCGCAGCAGAUCGACAACGCCGAGGACCGCCACAAGUUCUCCGCGGUCAUCGACAGCAUCGGCCUGGAUCAACCCGCCUGGACUGAAGCGACCUCCCUCGAGGAUGCCAAGGCCUUCGCCGACCGCGUCGGCUACCCCGUCCUCAUCCGCCCGUCCUACGUCCUCUCUGGUGCCGCCAUGAAUGUCGUCCGCGAGGAGGCCCAGCUCGAGUACAACCUCUCCGCCGCGGCCUCCGUCUCGCCCCUCCACCCGGUCGUCAUCACCAAGUUCAUCGACGGCGCGCAGGAGAUCGACAUUGACGCGGUCGCGCACAACGGGAAGCUUCUCGUGCACGCCGUCUCCGAGCACGUCGAGAACGCGGGCGUGCACUCGGGCGACGCGACGCUCGUGCUGCCGCCGUUUUCGAUCCCGCCGCGGGAUAUGGAGCGCUUGAAGGACAUCGCGGAGCGUGUCGGGGCGGCGUUCGAGAUCUCGGGACCGUACAAUAUGCAGGUCAUCCGCGAGCCGCCGGCGAAGGAGGGCGAGGACGCUGCGCUGCGCAUCAUCGAGUGCAACCUGCGCGCGUCGCGGUCUUUCCCCUUCGUGAGCAAGGUCCUCGGGCACAACUUCAUCGACACGGCAACCUCGGCGAUCGUUGGGCAAAACGUGCCGGAGCCGGUCGACUUGAUGAAGGAGAAGCGGGAUUACUGCGCGGUCAAGGUCUCGCAGUUCUCGUGGACGCGUCUGCCUGGCGCGGAUCCCUUCUUGGGUGUCGAGAUGGCCAGCACGGGCGAGGUCGCCAGCUUCGGCAAGGACAUCUACGAGGCGUACUGGGCGUCGCUGCUCAGCACCACCGGCUUCAAGGUCCCCUCGAAGAACUCCGGCGUCCUCCUCGGCGGCGACAUCGAGCGCCCCGAGAUGGAGCACAUCGCGAAGCGCCUGACGGAGCUCGGCUUCAAGCUGUACUGCUCGUCGCCGGAGGUCGAGGACUACCUGAACAACAUCCCCUACGUGACGGCCAAGAAGAUCUUCUUCCCGAAGAAGGACAAGCGGAAGCUGCGCGAGGUGUUCGAUCAGUACGAUAUCCAGUGCGUUAUCAACCUGGCGCAGGCCAGGGCGACGACGUUCGUGGAUGAGGAUUAUGUGGCGCGUCGGAACGCCGUCGAUUUCGGCCUUCCGCUCCUCAACAAUGCGCGCACCGCCGAGCUCUGGGUGGAGAGCCUGGCGCGCAAAAUUCCCGAGGGCGGCCUCAACAAAUACGACGAGGGCCGCAUCCCGAGCGAGGUCAAGUCGUGGGCAGAGUGGGUCGGGAGACGAGCAUAGAGAGGGGGGAUCUAGGAUACGUAUAACCAUCUAAUUGGCCAGCCGCAAAAGGAAUCAGCCAACGUCGCAUUCCAUUGUAUACUAUUGCACCCUUUUUUGUCACCAGCACUACUACUAGUGCUCGUCCCUAGCGGCGGGGACGUUACCUUGAAUUCACUGACUGAUAGAGGA
Molecule: messenger RNA, 3734 nt
Organism: Schizophyllum commune H4-8
Lineage: Eukaryota; Fungi; Basidiomycota; Agaricomycetes; Agaricales; Schizophyllaceae
Product: carbamoyl-phosphate synthase
Exons: 6
Coding region: 69-3563 (1164 amino acids)
Biological process (GO): UTP biosynthetic process; L-citrulline biosynthetic process; 'de novo' pyrimidine nucleobase biosynthetic process
Cellular component (GO): cytosol; cytoplasm
Molecular function (GO): aspartate carbamoyltransferase activity; metal ion binding; dihydroorotase activity
Source: RefSeq, a predicted model, not a curated record